Podospora anserina S mat+ is the source of this 984-nucleotide messenger RNA. RefSeq lists its product as uncharacterized. The transcript has 2 exons. The record is from RefSeq and is a predicted model, not a curated record. The coding region runs from base 1 to 984 and encodes 327 amino acids. NCBI's taxonomy places the organism in Eukaryota, Fungi, Ascomycota, Sordariomycetes, Sordariales, Podosporaceae.
AUGAUUUGGCAUAGGACAUUGGUGGCUUCGCUCCUGGCGAUGGGGGCCCAGGCUGGAAUUGGCGACAUGGUGGCCGAGGGCAUGAUGAGGGGGAGUCCAUCCGUCGAGAGGAGGUUACAAGAAAUCGCAAAGGCAAACAUCUUGUCAAGAGGAUACAUGGAGAUCAGGCAAGCACCGGGACUGUCAACGGGCAUUGGCAGCAACACACCCGUGAAUCCUGACGGGACCGUCGACAUGGAGAGGUGGAAUGAGGAAGUCAACCAAGCUUGCAGAGACUCGCUCGAAACUCUCAACGUGGCCUCGAACCCAUCAGGCGCCUGCAUCUGUUACAACCUCCCCGUCCUCAACAACGUCACAGGCACCUUCGAAGCCGACCUGAGGCUUUUCCAAAUUAGCCCACCAACCGGUGACUUUCAGGGCAUUCCGCAGGAGCAGAUCAACGUUGCACUGAGUUACAACGGCGCGUCGGUCGCCGAGAAGGAGGGAGGCGCUGCUCGACAAGGCCCAGAACCAGCCGAGGAAGGGAGGCUGCGGCUACUCCGGUCGUUCCUGUUUGUUGGUCGGAUCAACAAUGAUGCAAUGGGAGGGGAGGAGAUUCCCAUGGCCCAGCUGCAAGCUCUAGUCAUGCCCAUCGUCACGUUGUCCGCCGUCAACGCAGACGGCCAGACGGUGGCCACCAACGUGUCAGUGAACGAGGCCGCCUUCGUUUCUGGUGUCUUUUCGCAAGAGGUCGUCAUGAGUACCUUCCGCCUAGCCGAACUUGCUGUGGAGGAAGAAGUUGCUCGUCUCAAGAACGGCACCACCGCUUUUGUCCUUCCCGGUGUGCAGCUGCUGAUUUUCCCCAUCGGUCUUAUCAUCACGAGCAUUUGGCUGGUCAUUGGUGUGGCUGCCUAUGGCAUGGGCACUUAUGCGCGGUACAACUUCCGGGAGUCUCACAGAAGGAUGGUGGCGAAGACACAGAAGGGGACCAUGGCUCGUUUUUAA